This is a messenger RNA of Dacryopinax primogenitus, 1083 nucleotides long. RefSeq lists its product as uncharacterized. The record is from RefSeq and is a predicted model, not a curated record. The coding region runs from base 1 to 1083 and encodes 360 amino acids. Lineage: Eukaryota; Fungi; Basidiomycota; Dacrymycetes; Dacrymycetales; Dacrymycetaceae. The transcript is spliced from 6 exons.
AUGUCCACCUCUGGAAGCCCGAGCCAGUCGAUCUCCGCAACCGAAGGCGCACAUGAUACGGAGAGGCUGGCGGCCAACCUGAUCGCCAUGCUGCAGUCGAAUCAAGUGGGCAGCGAGACCACCUCGUCCCAAGUCAUCGCUCAGGUCACGAGGAAGGCUCCUGGAGCUGGCCUCCCAGCACCACUUGUCCUCUUCUCCCUCAACGACUCAGAUUCCUCCUUCACGUCCCAAUCAUUUGUGCCCACUAGUGCUCCUUCCAUUCUCCCUCUAUCACCCUCCAUACCAUCUCCUGAUGAUCCUCACAUUGCAUUGCAUGCUGAGUCCGCAGUCGAAGAGCUCCGUCGCCGAUUGACCGACCUGGAACAAGCUCAUAGGGAUGCCAGCAUUUGUACGAGGAGACGUCGCAGACCCACUCAACUCACUGAUGACGAUGAGGAACCGUAUUCCAAGCGUCAGUGCGGUACGCACCUCGUGAGUCGCCUACAGAGAGAUCAGUUGGACGAAAUGGACCUCCCAGUCCACGCGUACCUGCAGAAGGAAGUCCGCAAGACAAUGUACAACCUGAUCGGAUACCAGAGGGGCGCGCUUAUGCCUGACAUCAGCGGUCCUCUUGUUGCACGCUCUGGUCAGUUCCUUGUGCCGGAUUUCAAGGCUGGCAUAAAUGCCCCACCAAAUCGACUUAUCCAAGGGCGUGCGGCCGAAAUGGUGCUUGCCUACGAGUGUGAUCACCCUGGGACGGUCCCCGAGACCCGCCCGAUGAAGUUGAUGCACACUGAACAGAGGCUUGCUGAGCUGGACGGCGGUGAGAAGAAAAUGCGGAGGGAACGAGAGGCUCGGAGAAUCGAGAGGCGCAAGACACGCGGCCAGCAACUCUGUGACGCCAUUGUCGACUUCUGCCAGGAGCAUGAUCUCGACCAUCAGGAGAUGCAUAAUGCUCUGGUCGAUGAGGAAUGGGUUGGAGAGGAGUGGUCCUGUGAUGAGGAUGGAACGCGAAACGAGAGCUGGAGGCAGAAGCUCUUCGAGGCAGGCACAAUCUCCCUGACGGAGCGCGACGAUCCUGAUGUCGCGAUCCUCGAGAAGUGA